Aspergillus ruber CBS 135680 is the source of this 906-nucleotide messenger RNA. Its product is annotated as cytochrome b intronic ORF 2. The coding region runs from base 1 to 906 and encodes 301 amino acids. Lineage: Eukaryota; Fungi; Ascomycota; Eurotiomycetes; Eurotiales; Aspergillaceae. The record is from RefSeq and is a predicted model, not a curated record. Gene Ontology annotation, molecular function: DNA binding; endonuclease activity. The transcript is spliced from 2 exons.
AUGGCUACAGCCUUCUUGGGUUAUGAACAUAGCCCAAAAUGGUUUAAUAUAAGAAAUAGUAUGAAAAAUACAAAGUAUAAUAAAUUAAAUAAGUCAACAUACUAUUUAAAUAAAAGAAGAUAUAGUACAAUUCCUUCUUCAAAUAAUAGUAUUGAAUUUUCUUAUUCUGAAAGGUUAAAUUCAAUAAUUAAAGAAUUAGGUCUAAAUCCUGUGUAUAUUUUUGAAAACCUAGAUUCAGAAAAUAUUAGAAAACAAAUAUUAAAUGAGACUAAAGGUUUAAGUGGAAUAUACAUGAUAGUUAAUAAAAUAACUAAAGAUUACUAUAUAGGUUCUGCGGCAACUAAUAGAUUUUAUGCUAGAUUCAGCAACCAUCUAAUUUAUUUCAGAGGUAGUAAAAUAGUUAAAUCAGCAGUAAAAAAAUAUAAAUUAGAUAAUUUUGCUUUAAUUAUAUUAGAAUUAUACCCUAAUAUAGUUACUAAAGAAAAUAAUAAGGAAUUGUUGGAUUUAGAAGAUAAAUAUCUAAAAUUGUUAUUACCUAAUUAUAAUAUUUUAACUGAGGCAGGUUCUAGUUUUGGUUAUAAACAUACUGAAGUUGACCGUCAAAAAAUGAAAGAUAUUUAUACUGACGCAAGACGGGAAAUGGUAGGUAGUUUAAACAGAGGUAAAAAGCUUUCUCCUGAAACAAUAGAGAAAAUGAGAGAGAAAGCUUUAAAUAGAUCUCCUAUGUUAGAUGAGAUUAAGAAAAAAUGUAUUGCACAUACAAGACCUGUAGUUUUAUAUAAUCUUAAUGGAACUGUUUACGGUGAAUAUUCUACUAUUUUAGAUGCAGCUAAUUCUAUAAACUGUGGUGAAAAAACUAUCAGAAGAGCACUAAAAACAGAAAAAGGAUUAGUAAAAAGACAAUGA